This is a messenger RNA of Triplophysa rosa, 2634 nucleotides long. RefSeq lists its product as uncharacterized. NCBI's taxonomy places the organism in Eukaryota, Metazoa, Chordata, Actinopteri, Cypriniformes, Nemacheilidae. Gene Ontology annotation, biological process: DNA integration. The coding region runs from base 584 to 2002 and encodes 472 amino acids. The record is from RefSeq and is a predicted model, not a curated record. The transcript has 7 exons.
GUUUCCCUGUUCCUGUUCUUCGUCUCCUGGAUAAAUACUGCAGCAUCAAACUGACUGAAUAAAAAUAGUGCGUGGUCCCUUUAAAUAACCGAAUACCUUGUCCGCAUCCGGCUAAAAAUGACGCCUCGCAAAUCGUUUUUGGCUGUUUUAUAUGGAAUUUAAAUGGACCCAAAACUCACGCGCAUGGAAUCCGCGCGCGCACGCGCUAUGCAAACGCGCAUAAUGAUAACCACGCGCGGAAAGCUGCUCCGCGAGGGCGCAUUUAAACUCCGCGAGCGAGCAGAACAGUAUCCGCAAGCGGAAAAGAAUCCUCGCGCGGGCGCAUUUCUGCUCCGCGAGCAAAAACUCAGUCCGCGAGCAGAGGCUUUGACGAGCGCGCGCGCGAUUCUCUCUACGCGCUCGCAACUGCUCAUCACUCGCUCGAUCUUCAAGCUGACUUUUGAGACUUUGGGGGCGGGACAGGUGACUGAUGACUCCGCAUCUGUGAUUGGUUGUUUGGUUUGAUCGGUGACAUGAUUCUCUCGUUCAAUUCCAGUCACUAUAAGUUAGGUAGAGAAGACACUACACGUUUUGUGGGAUCAUCAUGUCAGAGCAGAUGAAACAUCACCUUUUGGAAAAUCUUUUGCAAAAGUUACAGCAGGCAUUCAGCGCAACAGCACUGGAUUUGGAUUACGUGGAGUUUCUUUGUCGUCAGGUGCUGUAUAUUCUGGAGGCCCUAUCUAAUCACAUACAAGUACCCCCUGUUAUCACCCAGGCUUUGCAAGAGCUCUUUGACCUUGUGAGGGCACAAGUGGAAUGUCCAGCCCCAUGUGUCAGAGUGGAAGUUGCUGGCACCACAGGACUUCCAAAAAUUUUGGUUGAGGAACAACGCCUGAAAGAAAUGCUCCAUGCUCACCUUCCUGUGCGCUGCAUAGCUACACUGAUGGGUGUUUCAAGGAACACAAUUUUCAGACGCAUGAAAGUAUAUGAGCUCUCUGUUAGGGACAUGUACAGUUCUAUCAGUGAUGAAGAACUGGACAUUUUGGUUGCUUCUGUCAAGAAUGAUUUACCAAAUGCAGGCUACAGGAUGGUCAGAGGAAGACUGGAGUCAUUGGGCCACAGGGUUCAGUGGAGAAGAGUUGCAGCCUCUAUGCAUAGAAUUGAUUCUAUGGGCAUCAUCUCAAGGUUGUCAAAUCUUGGCUGUGUUGUGCGCAGAGUGUACUCUGUACCAGGGCCCUUGUCUCUGGUACAUGUGGACACAAACCACAAGUUAAUAAGAUACAAUAUUGUGAUAUUUGGAGGAGUGGACGGUUUCUCCAGAAAGAUAUUGUACUUGAAUGCAGCCACAAAUAACCGUGCAGCAACGGCAUUUUCAUUCUUUCUGGAGGCAACUCAGUUGCAUGGUUUACCCUCAAGGGUAAGAGCUGACCAGGGAGUGGAGAACGUAGAUAUUGCUCGGUUUAUGUUCACUGUCCGUGGCAAUAAUCGGGGAAGCUUCAUCUCAGGAAAAAGCGUCCACAACCAAAGGAUAGAACGGUUAUGGCGGGAUGUGUGGAUCUCUGUAUCUUCAAAGUACUACAACCUUCUGCACUCUCUUGAGGAAGAUGGCCUCCUGGACAUUUCAUGUACAGAUGACUUAUUUUGUGUGCAUUAUGCAUUUCUUCCAAGAAUCAAAAGAGGCUUGGAGAUAUUUACUGAAGGCUGGAAUCACCAUCCACUUCGCACUGAGGGAAACCAGACUCCAACACAGAUCUGGGAGAUUGCACAGAUGCUGAACACUAAUGUACAUUCUGAGAACCUUGAGGACCUGCAAGAACCAGACAUUGACUGGGAGACUGCUGUAGACUUUGAGCGUCUUGACACAGAAAGUGGUAUUGUAGUGCCUGAAUAUGAAUGCCCUCUGACUGUGGAAAUGAUGAAUGAACUUCAGACUUUGGUUGAUCCAACUGACCCAAGCCUUACUGAUGAACAGCUAUACAUUGUCUGCUAUGAACACAUAAAACUACUGCGGACACAAAGCUAACCUCUGUAGCUCUAACAAUCCCAUCAGUGGACUGGACUCUGUUUUUUUAUUGCAUUUUAAUACUACAUCUUCAUCGAUCAUUACAUGUUCAGUAAAUGUAUCAAGAAAAUAAAGUACAUGAAACAUUUUAAAUUCUUUAGGAACAUGUGAGCACCGAAAUAAUGCUUUGGUAUAGCAUAAACUGCUCAACAAUAAAAACAUAUGAAUGCAUGCAACUUGUACUUAACACUGUGUUGGAAUUUUGCAAACAUCAAUUUUUAAACUUGAACAAUGACACAGCAGGUGAGCUGGAGCAUCCUUAAUAGCGUCCAAAUUCAUAGCCAUGGGUAAUGGCCUGUGAAACAACAUUCCUGAAUUCCUUAUAUGUACCCAGGUGUGCAACUGGGAAUGUGACGGAGCGGGAACAUGCGUUAACUACAGGGAAACAGAUACUGUGUGUACCAUAGCGUACACUGCAAUCAUGAUCGAAUUCCAUGACAAUUUUAAAAUGCUCACGGUCUGCAUGACUUAAUGGAAUAUGAGACUGUCCUGUCAGCCACUGGCAAAACUUGCCAACAUUAAUGAGCAUGUUGUUGGUAUGUCCAUCUGCCUUGUCUUCACUCUGUGUGUCCUCUUUUGGUAUGUUUUUGUUG